CGUAUUGCGCCAACACAUGCAACAAUUAUAUUUACAGGCCAUUGAUCACGGCAAGGCAACUUCGUGCCACAAUGGCCCCCACUUCCUUUUGCUGGGGCUGCCUUUCGAACCUUCAGCGGGGGCCACGUCUGUUGCAGCCGCUCUCCGCUCUCCGAAUCGCUCCCUUCCACACCACAGCUCCCGCCUUUGCAUUGCCCAUAAAAAAAAAGCCAGGCUCAGGUCAAUCGGAAGCCCCUAAGUUCCGCGAAUCCCUAUCCGCUCGAAUUAACAAAAAGGUGAAGCGCGAGAAACCUCGGCCCCCAGCCCCGGGUGAACGCAGGGCGGCGAAGGAACGCAUUGUACUCAGCAAUACCAACGCCCUCGAGGUUCCAGAUAUGCAAGAGCUCUCUGUGGAGAAUAUGACGAACGCAGACUUGCGCGGUCAUACCGUUGGACUUCCUAUGGCGUUGAUAGACCGAUUAAGAGGCGCCCGCGCCUUCAAAACCACUCAGGGCUGGAGUUUGUUUAGGAGACCUGGCACUCUGGUUAGGGAGGAAACGCUCGAACUGGGGAGGUUAAUUACUGGUAUUGGGGAUGGCGAGAGCGAAAUGAAAGGGAAAACUAUCAAGAGAAUCAUUACUGGUGAUAAAGGGACUGGGAAGAGUGUCCAUUUGACUCAGGCUAUGACCUUGGCUCUGUUGAAAGGCUGGGUUAUUGUCACUAUUCCUGAGGCUCAAGACCUCACGAUCGGCCAUACCGCCUACGCUCCAUCUCCCUCAGACCCAGGAAAGUACGUGCAACAGGACGCCGUGGCUAAAGUGCUACAACGUAUGAUUGCCGCCAAUGCCCCUUUGCUAGCUAAGCUUCAUAUUUCACAAAACCACCUAAAUUUAAAGGCACCCGUUCGCCCCGACAUGACUCUCGAGCAAUUAGCUAAACUUGGAAUCGAUGACACUGCACACGCCUGGCCAAUAUUUCAGGCUCUUUGGUCAGAACUAACAGCGACCGAAGCAACUACUAAUGUUGACGGUCAAAAGCCAUUCAGUUCUCGUCCACCAAUCCUAGUCACAGUCGAUGGCCUUGCACACUGGAUGACGAAUUCCCAAUACCGCACUGCCGAAUAUGAGAUUAUCCAUGCUCACGAUCUCGCACUGGUAAACCACUUCCUUUUUCUGCUGUCGUCGGAACGUUCUUCGCCAGCACUCCCUAACGGCGGGCUUCUCCUCUACUCUACAUCUACCUCAAAUACACCAACUUUAUAUACGUUUGAGGUCUUGCUCGAACAGCUUGCUGCCCGUACCGCUGGCAUACCCACAGACUCGUCGGAAUUCCCUGCUGUUAGCCAAUACCGCCGCCCUGAUCAACGAGUCCUUGCUCUCCUUAAUGAAGCGAAAGAUCUGUCGACGCAAAGGCUCACUGGCUUGGACAAGGAGGAUUCUAAAGGCCUGCUUGAGUAUUUUGCACACAGUGGCAUCCUGAGAGAAAAAAUAACAGAGGAAUUCGUCAGUGAGAAGUGGACACUCUCUGGAAUGGGGAUCAUCGGUGAACUAGAAAAGUUGGGAAAAAGAGUCAGAGUGCCUCCGCCAAUACCUAUGCCGGCUGCGAACUGAGCUUCUCUCCACUAAUUUGAAAUUCAUUCGACUAUCAUGCAACCUAGCGGACUCAGGUUCAUUUCAAGGUUUGAUAUGUAUUUUGCAUCUUAUACCUUUACAAUAAUUACAUUAUUUCUUUUUGUUUGACCUUUGGGUGAAUUUCUCUGAAUGCUGUUUUAUUAGGGUUGUUUCUCCUAGACCGCAUCUAUUUUUUUGUUUGGUAUAAUGUACAGCUCUUUUUCCAUCUUCAUUGCUGUAUCUCUGUCAAGGUUUAAAAAAUAGAAGAUGGUGUUUUCUCUCGGUAUUCCCAUUUACUAUCAAAAAACGAGAUCGUGUUGUUUUU
Messenger RNA from Histoplasma capsulatum G186AR, 1914 nucleotides. RefSeq lists its product as uncharacterized. The coding region runs from base 72 to 1589 and encodes 505 amino acids. Gene Ontology annotation, cellular component: mitochondrial small ribosomal subunit. NCBI's taxonomy places the organism in Eukaryota, Fungi, Ascomycota, Eurotiomycetes, Onygenales, Ajellomycetaceae. The record is from RefSeq and is a predicted model, not a curated record. Gene Ontology annotation, molecular function: structural constituent of ribosome. The transcript has 2 exons.